This is a messenger RNA of Drosophila subpulchrella, 863 nucleotides long. RefSeq lists its product as uncharacterized. The transcript has 2 exons. The record is from RefSeq and is a predicted model, not a curated record. The coding region runs from base 97 to 771 and encodes 224 amino acids. Lineage: Eukaryota; Metazoa; Arthropoda; Insecta; Diptera; Drosophilidae.
GUUAUUGUCAUCACUAUUGCAUUCACAUUGUUGCCGUGCGUUGCUGCGUUUUAAUUGUUUUUCAUUGCGUUUACUGUCGUUUAACUGGGGUGCGAUAUGAAAAUCUACAAGCAAAAACUUCGCGACGUGUGGCUGCAAAUGGAGGAGUUUCGGGCCUGGUUGCGCCGCGACCCCGACGACUCCUACCGGGCGCACUGCCGCUUCUGCAAGUGCUGCGUUAACACAAAAAUCAGCGAUCUGCGUGCCCAUGCGGCCACCAAGAAGCACAUGAAGCACCUGGAGUACAAGCCCCAUCUGAAACCUUCGGACGACAGCCAGUUGAACAGGUCAUCCGCCAGCAGCUCCAAUGCCACUCCAUACAAAGUCAAACAGAAGGCCCAGCCCAAAACGCCCACCGUGAAGAAGGAAAAGCUGAGUGCCUCCGAUCAGUCCGUCGACUACGAGCAGAUCAUUGAGAAUCUGGCCCUUUACGAACCGGAGCAGGUCAUGUUCUCCAGUUGCUCCUUGACGGGCGGCGGCGAGCAGCGCCUGGAGGACGAGGUUGAGGGUGAGGGCGAGGUGUCCACCAUCAGCAUCAUGGACGAGGACAUGGUCAACAAGGCGGUGGCCAAUGCCUUACGCACCCAGAAGGACAGCUCCCAGAUAUUCGGGGACUUUGUGGCCGACCGCCUACGCCAGCUAAACACCGACGCCUCCGAAUUUGCCAAGGACAAGAUCAUGAAGGUCAUUCUGGAAGCAGCGUCUAUCGAUCGGGCCCCCACCUACAAUUAAUUUGAAACGCAUAUAAUUAGUUUUUAGUCUUGACUAGAGUUUGAAUAAAACAUGAAGUGUACAAUUAUGAUAUAUUGAACAUGCUGUUUUGU